Racocetra persica is the source of this 150-nucleotide messenger RNA. The record is from the annotation of a GenBank genome assembly. Lineage: Eukaryota; Fungi; Glomeromycota; Glomeromycetes; Diversisporales; Gigasporaceae.
AUGAUUAUUGAUGAGUUAUUGAAAACAUAUAACCAAAAUAUUGCAAUUCUAUUUAAAGAAAUAAAUCUUAUCGAAGAUAUAAAUGAGAAAAAUUUAUUAGAUAAUAUUGAAUUAGAAGAUGAAGUUCAGAUAGAUAAAAUAGUUGGCUUU